AUGAAAAAUGAUUGAGAACAGAUAACCUAAUAUGCUGCUACCUUUACUUGCUAUUUAAAACUAUGCGCGGGGUUUGUGUUUGGACAAUUUAGUGAAAUGUUAGAAGCGGUUCGUUGAAAACGUAUCAAAGAUAUAUUGGUUAUAAUUAGUAACUAAUUUCUUGACUGGUACAAGUGAACUUUAACCAAUCUGUGUUUUAUUUAGUGGCGUAAAUAAGACAGUCGUUUUGGUCUACGCAUGAUAGUUUGGAAGUCAAUAUUACAAUAGGCUUCUAGGCCUAAACCAUAAUUUGGUGUUAGAUACUUGGAAUAAGAAAAUUGUGAUAUAACAUAUAUAAUAAAAAUGAGUGUACAAGACUUCAGUCAACCAAGUACAUCUCAGUCCAACAGAAUGUCUCAAUCACUAAGUGAAACUCCUGUGUCAUCUGAAUAUAUUAAUUUGCUUGAUAAAACAAAUGCUAUAGAUGGGAACCGCUAUACAAAAGAAAAUAUCAAAGAAAUUAACUAUGUCCUGGAAAAAGCUGAUGAUAUUUUGCCUAGAGUGAAGAACACAACAGAAUUAUACUUAGAUGCCCAGAUCCUGCAGUCCACUACAGCAUGUCUGGAGCAAAUGACAAACAACCUGGAUGUAGGCGAGGGCGAUUUCAUGUUGUUCACAUUUGCUGAACAGUUUAAGAUAAAAUCCCUCAACAAUGAGGGUAAGCCUUCAUGGAAAUUUUUGGCUAGGGUGGCCGAGCCAGUUGUUCAAAAUUCACUACCCUCUUGGUCGCCUCUGCUAGGGUCCUUUGAGUUCUCAGUGGAAGUUGAAGCCUCGCAGCAGAGAAAGAUGCGGCAAGCUCAUAAACGGGACAAGGAAACUGAGAAGAAGGAACCACAAAAGGUACACCGAUAA
Homalodisca vitripennis (glassy-winged sharpshooter) is the source of this 891-nucleotide messenger RNA. RefSeq lists its product as uncharacterized. Gene Ontology annotation, biological process: DNA repair. Gene Ontology annotation, cellular component: Smc5-Smc6 complex; nucleus. The record is from RefSeq and is a predicted model, not a curated record. The coding region runs from base 343 to 891 and encodes 182 amino acids. Lineage: Eukaryota; Metazoa; Arthropoda; Insecta; Hemiptera; Cicadellidae. The transcript is spliced from 4 exons.